AUGUCUCCACGCCGAACAGCUCACAAGUUCGUUCCCGAGCCUCUUUCAUGGUGUUUAGAUGGCCGCGAGACAGAUCUACUUCACUAUGUUUUCUCUCGACCAGACCUUGAAGAUUUACGGGGUAGUCCUGCCAAAGUGCUCCGAGCCAUUGAUGACUAUUCCGAGAAAUACAAGUACCUUAUGAAUAUCGGACCUACGAAAGGCGAAAACAUAUCCGGCUUAAUUGCCGCAAACAAACCCUCUGUGAUGAUCGAGUUAGGAGGAUACGUGGGCUACUCUGCAAUCCGCUUUGCAGAUGCGGUGCGGGCCAACGGUGGCAAAAAGUAUCUCAGCCUUGAAGUCAAUCCUGAAAUGGCUGCUAUCUCAACGAUUUUGGUGGAGCUCGCCGGAUUGCGAGACUUUGUGCGAAUCAUGAUUGGGCCUAGCGAUGAGUCACUCGUUCGAUUAAUCAGAGACGAAAAAAAAAUGUCUUCAGUGGAAUUUGUAUUCAUCGAUCAUUGGCAGGAGCUUUAUCUACCGGAUUUGCAGCUCCUCGAGGGAUUGGAUGUCUUAAAGCCGGGCGUGUCGACCUUGGUAGCCGAUAAUAUGAGGCUAUCAGGGUCGCUAGACUAUCAAGCGUGGCUAAGAGCGAGUCCAGAAGAGAAGCGAGAGAUGAACAAGACGAGAGUGGGAAGAAGUAAGCUGAAGAGAAAGCAACCAGAUAGUGCUUCUGGCCAUUGGCCAGGUCUGGGGAAUCCUAAUCUAAUUUACGAGACCUCGACAAAAAUCUUUGACCUUGGUUCAGUUCAGGACGGUGUCGAAAUUACAAAAGUGGUGGGCGAGGAUAGCCCAUAA
Messenger RNA from Talaromyces rugulosus, 834 nucleotides. RefSeq lists its product as uncharacterized. Lineage: Eukaryota; Fungi; Ascomycota; Eurotiomycetes; Eurotiales; Trichocomaceae. Gene Ontology annotation, molecular function: O-methyltransferase activity. The transcript is spliced from 3 exons. The record is from RefSeq and is a predicted model, not a curated record. Bases 1 to 834 code for a protein of 277 amino acids.